Messenger RNA from Capra hircus (goat), 2936 nucleotides. It is a transcript of the gene GRK1, whose product is annotated as G protein-coupled receptor kinase 1. Gene Ontology annotation, molecular function: rhodopsin kinase activity; ATP binding. The transcript is spliced from 7 exons. Gene Ontology annotation, cellular component: cytoplasm. The record is from RefSeq and is a predicted model, not a curated record. The coding region runs from base 240 to 1925 and encodes 561 amino acids. NCBI's taxonomy places the organism in Eukaryota, Metazoa, Chordata, Mammalia, Artiodactyla, Bovidae. Gene Ontology annotation, biological process: protein phosphorylation; signal transduction; regulation of opsin-mediated signaling pathway.
GCCCGGCUAAUCCGUCUGCGAGCAGCUUAGGGAUUGUCUUUUUCUGGCACCUGCUUGCUGCCCUGCACGUCCUCCACUCUGGCAGGGAUUUAGCCCGAGCUGCGUCAGCGGGCUUCCUGGGGCUCCCGCCACCCGGCCAGCCUCCCAUCCCGAGGGUGGGCACGGGCCACAGGCCAAGGGCAGCAGGUCAGGCCGGCUGGGGACGCGGGAGCCAGACGUGGACAGGGCCCGGCGCUGGGAUGGAUUUCGGGUCCCUGGAGACGGUGGUGGCCAAUUCGGCCUUCAUCGCGGCCCGGGGCAGCUUCGACGCGAGCAGCGGCCCGGCCGCCCGGGACAGGAAGUACCUGGCCAGGCUCAAGCUGCCCCCACUGUCCAAGUGCGAGGCGCUCCGGGAGAGCCUCGACCUGGGCUUCGAGGGCGUGUGCCUGGAGCAGCCCAUCGGCAAGCGGCUCUUCCAGCAGUUUCUGCGGGCCCACGAGCAGCACGGGCCGGCCCUGCAGGUCUGGAGGGACAUCGAGGACUAUGACACGGCUGACGAUGCCCUCCGGCCGCAGAAGGCCCAGGCCAUCCGGGCCGCAUACCUGGACCCCCAGGCCCAGCUCUUCUGCAGCUUCCUGGGUGCGGAGACAGCGGCGCGGGCCCGGGAGGGGGCGGGGGACGGGCUCUUCCAGCCCCUGCUGCGGGCCGUCCUGGCACACCUAGGCCAGGCCCCUUUCCAGGAGUUCCUGGACAGUCUCUACUUCCUGCGCUUCUUGCAGUGGAAGUGGCUGGAGGCCCAGCCCAUGGGCGAGGACUGGUUCCUAGACUUCAGGGUGCUGGGGCGGGGCGGCUUCGGGGAGGUGUUCGCCUGCCAGAUGAAGGCCACCGGCAAGCUGUACGCAUGCAAGAAGCUGAACAAGAAGCGGCUGAAGAAGCGGAAGGGAUACCAGGGUGCGAUGGUGGAGAAGAAGGUCCUGGCCAAAGUGCACAGCAGGUUCAUCGUGUCUCUGGCCUACGCCUUCGAGACCAAGACGGACCUCUGCCUAGUGAUGACCAUCAUGAACGGAGGUGACAUUCGGUACCACAUCUACAACGUGGACGAGGAGAACCCUGGCUUCCAGGAGCCUCGUGCCAUCUUCUACACGGCCCAGAUCAUCAGCGGCCUGGAGCACCUGCACCAGCGGAACAUCGUCUACCGAGACCUCAAGCCCGAGAACGUGCUGCUGGACGACGACGGCAAUGUCCGCAUUUCUGACCUUGGGCUGGCCGUGGAGCUGAAGGAAGGACAGACCAAGACCAAGGGCUAUGCAGGGACCCCAGGGUUCAUGGCCCCCGAGCUCCUGCAGGGGGAGGAGUACGGCUUUUCCGUGGAUUACUUCGCGCUGGGCGUCACGCUGUAUGAGAUGAUUGCAGCCCGAGGGCCCUUCCGAGCCCGCGGAGAGAAGGUGGAGAACAAGGAGCUGAAGCAGAGGGUCCUAGAGCAGGCGGUCACCUACCCCGACAAGUUCAGCCCGGCCAGUAAGGACUUCUGCGAGGCGCUGCUGCAGAAGGACCCCGAGAAGCGCCUGGGGUUCCGGGGCGGCUCCUGCGACGGGCUCCGCACGCACCCCCUCUUCAGAGAUGUCAGCUGGCGGCAGCUGGAGACCGGGAUGCUGACCCCGCCCUUCAUCCCGGACUCCAGGACCGUCUAUGCAAAGAACAUCCAAGAUGUGGGUGCCUUCUCCACGGUCAAGGGCGUGGCCUUUGACAAAGCGGACACGGAAUUCUUUCAGGAGUUCGCCUCGGGCACCUGCCCCAUCCCCUGGCAGGAGGAGAUGAUCGAGACGGGCAUCUUCGGGGACCUGAACGUGUGGCGGCCCGACGGGCAGAUGCCGGACGACAUGAAGGGCAGCUCCGGGCAGGAGGCAGCCCCCUCAUCCAAGUCAGGCAUGUGUCUGCUUUCCUAGGCCGGCCGCGGCCCCUGGUGGGUCGGCGAGCCCUCCCACCAGCCACUCAGCACGGGAGGAGGAGGCCGGUCCAGCUAGACCUCCCGCCCCGGGUAGGAGCGCCAGCGGGAAACGGCCCACUUUUUGGCACCAUUUUGCUCAGAAAGUGUCCAGCGUUGGUUUCCAGAUGGAGUCCACCCUGACGCACGGCUCUCCAGGGCACUAGCGCAGACGAACAAGCUGGCAGUGGUUUGGGCAGCGGGAGAGGGGCUGGGCUGGGGUUCCUGGCACCUUCACGGCAGCUGGCCAGGCCCUGGCUUCUCAGGGCUGGUGCAGAGAUGGCAAACCCUGGCCUCGGGGCUCGUGGGCCCCCCUGGAGAGGCCAGACUGGGGGCCUGGCCCGUCUCCCUCAGUGCCCAGCUGCUGGACCCACCACAGCCACCAGUCACGGUGGGGCCAGGCUGGCCCCUCCUGCACAUCGGGGGCGCUGAGUCCCAGGCAUCCAAGAGGAGGGAAGGGCACAGGACCCGGGGUGAGACAGGCCGCCAGCCGCCCUCCGGCUUCCCUUCCUUCUGAGACCGUCUCCAGCCAACCUCACCUGUGUGCGGACCCGCUCAGCCGGGCAGCUGGGGGCAGAGCUGUCUCCCUGCAGGCCUGUUCCCGCCCCCUCACUGCCUCUGGGCCUGCAGAGCCUGGCCAGCGCCGGGCCAGUCUAGCUUUGUGCGGUUGGCUGCCUGAUGGCCAGGGCAGGCCCCUCCUCGUCUUGAGCACCCCCCCCCCCAGACCAUGUCAGUGCAGCCAGCGCGCCCGCCACCUGCGGCCCCACGGCCUCGGGACAGCGUGAUCCUGAGAAGCAGGAACUUUGAGGCCGCGGCUCAGCCGCUGGGAACCCUUGGCCCUGCCGGUCUGGAGCCGCUUCCCCGGCGCGUGUGGGCAGAUGGCUGUCCAUGCUUCAAGUGUGUCUUUGGCCCCUCAUGCACCGAGGACAUUAAAGCCCUUUCGUGAUGAAUAAACCUGCAGGAUGGGUCUCUC